AUGAAGUUACGAACAAUUGAUCAAUUCAGUCGGACGGAUUUCAAUGUGGAACGAUUCCUAAAUUUGGCUCGACGACGAGCUAGUCUGCAGCAAAUUCAUAACGAUUUACGAGUUUAUCUGAAAAUUGUGCAAAAUUCGAUGAUCGAACUCAUCAAUGAUGAUUAUGCUGACUUUGUGAAUUUGUCAUCGAAUCUUGUAGGUUUGAGGGAAACAGUCGAUAAACUGACUAAGGAUAUCGAGAUAAUAUGGCAUGAUUUCUGUAGCAGCACACAAAGUGUAAAGCAUUCUGCUGAAUUCGUUGAACAGAAAACUACGGAACUCAUUGCAUGUCGAAAAGCACAAUGUGAAAUUCGUGGGCAGAUUUACCUAAUAAAAUCUAUCGAACGCUUAGCUGAUAAAAUUGCCAGCUGUCCAAAAGAGAUAGAACAGUUUUGGUUACAAAGUUUUGCUGAUGCAGUCGUUGAUGUGGUUCUGUGGUUUGGCAAGGUGAAUGUCAUCGAUAAUAGGGUAGCGACUGCUUAUGCUGUAUGUUUGACUCAUGUUCGUAAACUGACGGAGUAUUGGCUUGUACAAGAUCUCAAAGGUGAUUGUCGCUUCAUCGAACAAGUUCUUGGUAUAAUUACGCUGAAUAAGAGUACCGAUUCAGCUGUUUCAUGUGUAAUGACAGAAAUAAUUGCUCAAUGCAUUGGAGAACCAAGAAGCAACUUGGGAGAUUUUCUGGAUGAAAUAUAUGCAACCAUUCGGAAGCUUAGAGAAGAUUGGUUGCAAAAAGUUGAAAAUGGUGGCAUGUCUUCCGCAAAUACUUCACCAUUUCUGGACAAAUGCCUCCUUACUUUUAUCGUUUCAUUCCUCGAUCAGUACUUUGGCUCCAUUGUUGUUCCAAGCGAUAAUCGUCUUUUCCAUCGGUGCUACAAGACAACCUGUGAUUUCAUCGGUAACUGGCCUGAUGCCGCCAAGUCACAUACUAUUCUACGAAUGAUACAAAGGAUUUGGUCUGACGAAGUUUACCUCCCAACUUUAAUUGACAAAUUUUGGGAUUUUACGCUUAAAGUCCUCAUCAAAUAUUUGGAAUGGAUCGAAGGAAUCAAGAGUCAUUAUUGGACUAACAAAAAGGGACCUAAAGAUUUUGAAAUUUGGCGUGCGUUUUGUGCUCUGUGUGCUGAUUGUGUGACUGUUGAUAGUCGAACUUUUGGAAUCGCAUUGUCAUCAAUUUGGCCGAAAAUUCGGGAACAUGAGCUGGAUGUGACAAUGUUUGGGCAAUGUUUAUCGAUUUUUUCAACUGAGAUAGGUGAAAAGACGCAAGAAUUAAAAAAAUUCAUCGUUGAAGAUGCCGUUACAUCGUUGACAAAGAUUUUAGAUGGUGUUUGCGGGAUUCCUCGCCAGUAUCGCUGGACGAAAAAGCCUCCACCAACCGAAAUAUCGCCCUAUGUUAGUGAAACAACGACUGCACUCAAAUUAUUCAAGGAUGAAAUGAAUCGUUGUUGUUGGAAUGAAGAAAACAUUACGUCUGUGUACAAACAAAUAUUUGCGGAGUUACUAGAGAUAUUUUGCGCGAAGGUAAAAGAGGUUCUCAAAUCUGUUGAGCAAACAGAGACAAGUUUGCAACGUUUUAAGCGAAAGUCAUUGGCAAUAAAUGAGAAUAAUGCCGAUUCCGAUGAAAAUAAAAUAAGGCGGCAACUGUUGUUAGAUUUGGACUAUUUCAAAACAUUAGCGUCAUCAUAUCACAUUGAAAUAUCAGAUAUAGAGGCAUUGAUGUUGCGAACAAAUUCUCCAGCAGAAAUUAUCCAAAUCCCCCAGCUUGAUUCAGUCACUCCAUAG
Molecule: messenger RNA, 1818 nt
Organism: Loa loa (African eye worm)
Lineage: Eukaryota; Metazoa; Nematoda; Chromadorea; Rhabditida; Onchocercidae
Exons: 13
Coding region: 1-1818 (605 amino acids)
Biological process (GO): protein transport; Golgi organization; intra-Golgi vesicle-mediated transport
Cellular component (GO): membrane; COG complex
Source: RefSeq, a predicted model, not a curated record